AAGCAUACCCACUAACUAAAACCUAUAAAAUCGGAAUCCCCUAAAUAUUGUCUUCGAGCGGCAAAAGAGUGAAGUUAAAAGAAAAAUUAUAAACAGUACACAUAAAACUAGGUUUCGUUAUAUGGCUCCGUGUAAAUAUUUGGUUUCAAAAAGAGCCUACCUAUAAAAAGUUAGAAAACCGCUGUCAGGUGACAUAUAACUUAUUACCCAAACAAUUUUAAUUAAAUAUUAAAUUAAUUUCAUUAUUUCAACUACAAAAGACAAUUUAAGAAAUACAUAUUUUUUGCUUAUUGUAUCAGAUAUAAUAAGUAACUGAGUAAAGCGAUUCACCUGCACAGAUAAACCUCACAGGUUUUCGUGUAGAUAUUUGAACGUAAACUCAAUAGCACGUCUGGUUAUUCAAAACCGACAAAUUUCUCUACUCUACUCUCUUUGUGCGUGACCCCGAGUAGAUGUUAGGUACAUGAUCCUGCAUAAUGUUUUUAUCUUGUUCCAGUCUUUUCAAUAAGUUGUUUUUCACGUGGCGGGUUUUUUGUUCUUUAUUUUAUAAUUUUAUUUACGUCUUUUUACUUAUAUAAAUUACCAGGUUGGUUCAGAAGUCGAAAGAACAAAGUCCAUAAUUUUAAACUUUCUCAUUGUAUUAUUUUUAUUAGAAUUACGGUAAUGAUAACCAUGAAAUAGUUUUUGGAAUCCUUGUAUUGAGCCGUUUAAUUAGAUGUCCAUGUUUUUAUAUUAAAAAAAAUAAACUUUUUUUAUCAUUAAAUCUAAUGGCGUAGCAUAGCCGCCAUAUUUGGUUUUUUCAACGUUACCUAUCUGAGAACAGUUGGACUACUAAGACAAAUCUAACGAUACCUCAAUUAUCUAUCCGUUCAGCGACUAUAGCGUUUCUAAAAAUAUGAAGUAAUAAAGAAUAUUACAUGCAAGAUACGCACGAAACACAACCCUUCCUUUACUGUCGGGUAAAUACAACUACCGAAAUGACUAGAGAAAACAUUUUUAACUCUACUCAUCAAUUGCAGUUUUGGACAAACGUGUACAUAAUACAAUGGAUUUCGACGCAAUCCUAGAAGACGUCGGAGAAUUUGGCCACUACCAGAAGCUGGUUAUAUACCUAGUGUUGUUGCCGGCGGUGUUGCCGUGCGGGUUCCAUGCGUACGCGCAACUGUUUAUGGCGGCUGGUGUCACGCACUGGUGCCGCGUGCCUGAACUUGAGCAUAUCUCUGAUAUCGAACUUAUCAAGAAUAUCAGUAUACCCUUAGAAGAAAGAAAUGGUAAUUUGCAAUAUUCACAAUGCAGUAUGUACAACUUAAACUACAGUGACAUACUGAAGAAUCAUCAAAGUCUUGAUGAGGUUAUCGCUAGAGACUUGUCAGGUGAUAUUAUACCGUGCAAGAAUGGUUGGACUUACGACAAAAAUAUUUACAGAAACACGGUAGUUACAGAGUGGAAUUUAGUUUGCAACGACGACUUUCUACCAACUCUGGGACUGGUAUUGCUAGCAGCUGGAGGCAUCAUAGGCAACUACAUUUUCGGCUACCUCCAAGACACCAUCGGAAGGAAGCCUUCCUUUUUCAUAUAUCUUCUCAUUGAAUGCAUAUUCGGCGUCGCUACAGCAUUCGCCCAGAACUACGUCGUGUGGGUGAUUUAUAGGAUCGGAGUGGGGUUUACAGUCCCUGCUAUUAUGGCUACACCCUAUGUUUUGGCAAUCGAACUGGUAGGACCUCGAUGCAGAACCUUAUGUACAAUACUAUCUAAUAUUGCGUACUCAUUGGGCUUAAUACUGUUGGCCGGUGUUGUGUAUUUAGUUAGAGACUGGCGUCACUUAGCUUUGGCGACCACUCUGCCAUUCGUCUGCUUCUUCCUCUAUCUUUGGCCGAUGCCAGAAAGUCCAAGAUGGUUGUUGGCUCGUGGUCAGUUCGAAAAAGCAGAAGUCAUUUUGAAAAAUAUGGCGAGAAUAAAUGGGAAAUCUCUACCUGCCAAUUAUAUGGUACAUUUGAGACGAAAAUAUGAAUCAGAUAAAUUGAAGCAAGACAUUGAAAAGGAAAAAUUGCGAAAGUACGGUAUACUGGAUCUGUUCAGGACACCUAAUUUACGGAAGAAGACCAUAAUAAUCACGUUCAUAUGGUUUACGAACACCAGUGUGUACGUCGGUUUAUCUUACUACGCCCCGGUACUAGGAGGAGAUGAAUUCCUAAACUUUUUCCUUGCUGGAAUAGUUGAAUUGCCAACUUAUUUGUUUCUUUGGCCUUCGAUGGAGAGAUUGGGAAGGAGAUGGACUCUUUGCAUGAGCAUGGUUGUUGGUGGGAUUGCUUGCUUGACCACAUUUUUAGUGCAACAUGAAACUUAUGUUACUCUAGCGCUAUACUGCGUGGGCAAGAUGGGCAUAUCAUCGUCUUUCGUUGUUCUGCCCCUAAUGGCGUCUGAACUCUACCCUACAGUAGUGAGGGGACUCGGUAUGAGCUUGAGUUCCGUAUUGGGCAUGCUGGGCCCAAUUUUUAUACCACUUGUAAACUACUUAGUAAGUAACUCUCAGAUUUAUAUAUAAAUAAUAUUUUAAUGGCAUUACUAGUUAUCAUUCGUUUUGCGAUUAAGAAGGUUAAACAAUAGGGUAUUUGA
Molecule: messenger RNA, 2616 nt
Organism: Diatraea saccharalis (sugarcane borer)
Lineage: Eukaryota; Metazoa; Arthropoda; Insecta; Lepidoptera; Crambidae
Source: the annotation of a GenBank genome assembly